Aspergillus oryzae RIB40 is the source of this 2022-nucleotide messenger RNA. Its product is annotated as Zn(II)2Cys6 transcription factor. Gene Ontology annotation, molecular function: zinc ion binding; DNA-binding transcription factor activity, RNA polymerase II-specific; DNA binding. The transcript has 7 exons. Gene Ontology annotation, biological process: DNA-templated transcription; regulation of DNA-templated transcription. NCBI's taxonomy places the organism in Eukaryota, Fungi, Ascomycota, Eurotiomycetes, Eurotiales, Aspergillaceae. The record is from RefSeq and is a predicted model, not a curated record. Bases 1 to 2022 code for a protein of 673 amino acids.
AUGAGCGAACAGUCAGCGCACCGUCAAAUUGCCCCGGGACCUUCUUUGAAAUCUGAAUUGCCCCCGGGUGAUAGUCCGCCUGGAGAAAACUACCGGACCACACCGAUGGACCCCUCAAAGAAGCGGGUGUCCAUGGCCUGUUUGGCUUGUAAGAAGUCCAAGCGGAAAUGCUCCGGGGUACCUCCGUGUGACAAUUGUCGAGCCUUCAAUCGACAGUGCAUCUUCGAUGAAACCCUAGAUCAACGCCGGCGAGUAGCCGCUAAACGUACCGCAGAUGAGCUCAGCUAUCACCGAGACAUGCUCAAUGACCUCUUGAGGGUGAUGCGAGCGGAUGAUCAAUCGUUUGGCCUCAGGCUGUUGGACAUUAUUCGAAGGGAUGCCACCGCGGAGGAGAUGCGUGGAUUUAUCGACGAGGCGCUGGCCCAGAUGGAGGGUACCGACAGUGCGGACGAGGUCACUGUCCGCAAGUUGGAGGAUGUUCGACGGGUUAUCAAUGCUGAGGGGGCCGGGCCGUCCUUUCGUCCAAAGGUCAUGGACAUUCAUUACUUAUGCGAUGAGGUGCCCUUCCGAGUUCCCGCCAAGCCAUGGACUACAGUUACUGAGGAUGCAGAUCUUGUAUCGCACUUAAUAUCCCUGUACUUCACCUGGGACUUCCCGUUUCAUGCCUUUCUCGAUCGUGAUGUGUUCCUACGAGACAUGGCCAGGGGCGACCUCAACUCGGAGUGUUGUAGUCCAUUUCUGGUCAACGCACUUCUUGCAAAUGCAUGUCAUUUUUCGGAUUACUCAGAGGCAUACGUGGAUCCGGGCGAUAUCGUAACUAAGGGCGCUGAUUUUCUCGCCGAGGCCGAACGGCUAAGAGACGAGGAGCCCGCAAAGCUGAGUCUGGCAUUCCUACAAGGUACCCUUCUGUUAUAUGAAAGGUAUUCCAUAUCAGGAAACAAUGACCUGGGCUAUAAAAUGCUCCAUCAAGCAAUAUGGACGGGCGAGUCGCUAGGCUUAAUUGGCCCUAAAGUCUUCAAGUUCAGCUCUGGACAGCUCACGGAUGAUAUGGAUGUUUCUAUCAAGCGGACCGCCUGGGGCUUGUUCCAUAUAGAUACUGUCGUCCACACCGACUUCUUAAGGCCAAGUCUCAUUGACAAAGUCAACUUGGAUCGGCCUGACAGAGCUCGAAUGGAUGAGAUGGCUCUGUGGGUUCCGUAUCCUUCCCAUCGCGCUCCGCGGCCGUCCCUUCUUAGUCAGUACUUUGACGAGUCAUGCAACCUGUGUGAGAUUGCCCGUGAUAUCUCACAGCAACUGCUUCGACGAUGGCACCAGGGGUUACCGGAUACUUUCAACCCAGAUCACAAACCACCACCAUAUAUUAUAUUACUAAGGAUGAGGUAUCAUACUUUGACCAUCAAUCUAUUUUCUUGGAGGCCCGAGGAUGAUGUGUCAAGUGUUGAUUCCGAGGCUCCCAAAACGCCCGAGAGCCCACCCGGGCUUAGCCCACCACGUUCGAAAUUCGAUGCUCUCGAGAAUAUCCUAUCUUCGGCGCGUGCAAUUUCCGCGUUGACACGUCUCUAUCGGCGGGAAUAUGGCAUGAGUCGUGCACACCACUUUGCGCUGUAUGCCAUAAAUCUGGCUCUAUUCACGAUGCUGGAUCAUGCCAAUUUUGACAUUUUGGAUCAAGACUUCCUAUCACUGACGAGCGCCUUCAUAAGCUUAGCCAGCCGUUCUCAGCUUGGGAGGAAUCUCUUCCAUCUGUUCCGACAGUCUGUUCUGACCAAAGGCCAGGGGAAGCGAGCAUCAAGCUCGAGUACUGUUAAUGAUGAACUGAAGGCUCUAUUCACUGAAGAUAUCUCAUCACCGUCUCGAUGGGAUGGUUACGCCAAGGGAUUGGAGAAGCUGAAUGAGGACGAACGGUACCAUGGCAUCCCGGGAGAGGGAGAUCACACACUCUUCGACAUGCUCGAUUGUUAUGAGAGUCUGAGCUUAGGGAAGGAUGAAGUAGCUCCGGAGAGGUACCGACCAGAGGCACGAUAG